CUCAUGCCCGGGCCCUGUCUCACACCUGAGGGCAGAGCCCGAGGCCAGGAUAAAAGGGCCUCAGGGCCAGAGCACCUCCAUCCACUCCUCUCCUUAGGUGCUGACGGACCCUGUGCCGCGUGUGCACUGCUCCUGAAGCCCACCCACCAAGAUGUCCUGCCAGCAGAACCAGCAGCAGUGCCAGUGCCCCCCCAAGUGCCCCCCCAAGUGCCCUGUCCCGGAAUGCCCCCCCAAGUGCCCGCCCAAGUGCCCCCCAGCCCCUCCCUGCUGCGCCCCCAGCUCUGGGGACUGCUGCAGCGCUGGGGCUGGGGGCUGCUGCCGGAGCCACCACAGGCGCCGCAGGUCCCACCGCCGCAGACACCACAGCCCUGACUGCUGCAGCCAGCCCUCGGGGGCCUCCGGCUGCUGCGGAGGGGGCAGCGGCCAGUCCUCUGGGGGCUGCUGCUGACCUGGGCCCUGAGGCAAGAAGCGCUGACCUGGGGCAGCAAAUGGACACACACGUCCUCCCCCUGCUGCUGCCCCUGCUGGGCCUGCCCCUGUGCUGGGAGGUCUGGGGGAGGCCUCUGAGCUCUGGUGCAGAGGAUCCCUGUGCCCUGGGGUCCAGGAGCCUCAAACCUCUCCCCAAACCCAUGUAUUGACCUCCUCUCCCAUAUGUGUGGCGGCCCUGGGAUCCCCAAAGCACAGACCCUGUGUCCCUCUGCAGCUUCUCUUUUUGCCCUAACCCAGCCUGAUGUGAUAUAAUAAAACUGGAAAUCUG
Molecule: messenger RNA, 757 nt
Organism: Hippopotamus amphibius kiboko
Lineage: Eukaryota; Metazoa; Chordata; Mammalia; Artiodactyla; Hippopotamidae
Product: late cornified envelope protein 1F-like
Exons: 2
Coding region: 152-448 (98 amino acids)
Biological process (GO): epidermis development
Source: RefSeq, a predicted model, not a curated record